UAAUUAAAAACAGUUUACAUUCAAUAUAAAUGAUUUAAAAUUGUUUGACUCAUUAUCAUGGAGGAAGUUGAUAGUAUUAUUAUCCAUACUUUAAAGCAAAUUGGAUGUGAUAUUCCAUCUGAGAUUGUUUCUAUUCGUGAACUUUCUGUUGAACUUGUAAUACAAGCGUCUGUGAAAUGUCUUCAAGCAAUUAACAGCCAGUGCAACAUUUCUUCAGUUUUUCCAGAAAAUAUGUCUGCUAGAUUUCGAAUUGGGACAAGUAUUGCAACAGCUUGUCAGGAACUUGGUUAUCAUGGAGAACUUGGAUAUCAAACAUUUUUAUAUGCUAAUGAACAAGAAUUUCGAAAAGUAAUACUAUUUCUUAUUGAAAAAUUGCCUAAAGAUACAGCAGAAACAGUUAGUGAACCAAUUGGUCGAAGCACUCUUCUGAACCAUUCUAUUGCUGCUGAAUUAAAAAGACAACUUAGUGUGCCAUGGUUACCUUCAUACUGUAGAAAGAACAAUCUUGUAAACGUUGGUGAUGCGUAUUGGUUUUUCCAGGGAAAUAGUUCUUUUCAUCCUUUACAUACAGAAAAGUUAUCCUAUCCAUUUGGACUGACAAAAUUACUUAGUAAAGGACAGAAAGCUUGUUUUUCUAAUAUGAAGUUUGUCACAUCACAAACAAAAGAUUUUCGAAACAAUUUUGCUUCAUUGAUUGAUGAUAAUACCAAAAUGUUUGAAAAAGAAAAGGAAUGUGAAAAUGAAUGGCAUCAGAUUGACAUGUCUGCAAAAAUUUCCAAAGACGAGCAUUUACAAAAAAAGAAAGAACGCUUAUUGAAAAAAAUCAAACAAAGCUUUUGUACUCAAUUGAAUGUUACUGCUAACAAGAAUACAAAUAAAAAUGCAGAUAUUCUAAAAGAAGUUUUAGAUACAUUGCCAGGAGCUGAAAAAAAAAGCAUAAUCAAAGGUUCACGAUUUACUCAUGCUGAAAAGUUGCAUUUUACAAAGGAGGAGAAAAAUUUAGUUGAGUUAACACAGAGGAAACAAGAAUUAAAGGAUGAAGUUUCUGAAGAGGAAAAACAGCAGAAGCAAGCUUCAGAGCUACAAAUGUUGCAAAAUGAGCUAAACAGAUUGGUUUUAAAAUUUCAAGAUGAUCAACUAGAAAUCAGGCAAAUGACUGCGCAAAAUAACCAGAUCCUUGAUAAUACAGCAAUUCUAGAAGAAGAAAGUAAAAUACAAGAGACAGAAUAUAGAAUAAAAAAAAAUACUAUAGACUUGUUGCCUGAUGCUAAAACUAACAUAAGCAAACUAGAGCAAUUAGUUGAAAACAGUUCACAGAGAUUGAUAAAUUUAAAUGAACAAUGGGAAAAACAUCGUGUACGACUUUUAGAAAACUAUCGGAAUCUCAAGACUAAACAGAAAACUCGAGCUUCUGAAAUGGAAACAAAAAUCAAUAAAAUACAAGUACUUCGAGAGAAAAUUAAGCUUAUUUCUCAAGAAACACGAGAUAAAGAGGAACUUCUUAAACACUUUAUUUCUGAAUAUGAAAGAUUACCCAAAGAUGUUAAUCGAUCUGUUUACACAAAGCGUAUCCUGGAAAUUGUUGCUAAUAUCAAAAAGCAGAAAUUGCAGAUUUCUAAUGUUUUAAUUGAUACCAGAUCACUGCAGAAAGAUAUUAAUUUUUUGAGUGGUAAUCUUGAUCGAACAUUUACUGUAACUGACGAACUUGUAUUUAAAAAUGCUACAAAAGAUGAGUUCAGUAAAAAAUCAUACAAAUUACUAGCUGCAAUACAUGAAAACUUUGCGAAUUUAAUAAAAACAGUGGAAGAAACUGGCACUGUUUUGAGAGAGAUUAGGGAUUUAGAAGAACAAAUAGAUAAGUUCAAUGAUAACGAAAUAGAGGAAAAUCUCCAAAAGUUACGUAAUGAUCUAAGUCAAAUGAAGAAAGAAAACGAUGAAAUGAUAGCUAAAUUAAAAGUAAUUAAAUAAACUGAUAAUUAUAGAAUAUAAAGUAAAUUAAAUUUCGAUUA
Hydra vulgaris (swiftwater hydra) is the source of this 2009-nucleotide messenger RNA. Its product is annotated as coiled-coil domain-containing protein 22 homolog. Gene Ontology annotation, molecular function: cullin family protein binding. Gene Ontology annotation, biological process: positive regulation of ubiquitin-dependent protein catabolic process. The record is from RefSeq and is a predicted model, not a curated record. NCBI's taxonomy places the organism in Eukaryota, Metazoa, Cnidaria, Hydrozoa, Anthoathecata, Hydridae.